Lipotes vexillifer (Yangtze River dolphin) is the source of this 1307-nucleotide messenger RNA. RefSeq names its product centromere protein U (gene CENPU). Lineage: Eukaryota; Metazoa; Chordata; Mammalia; Artiodactyla; Lipotidae. The record is from RefSeq and is a predicted model, not a curated record. The transcript is spliced from 13 exons. Gene Ontology annotation, cellular component: nucleus. Bases 1 to 1236 code for a protein of 411 amino acids.
AUGGCCCCGCCGCGGCAAGUGCGGCGCUCUGGUACGAGAUAUUCAAAGAACAUUGUAGGAAGAACACAUUCCACAAAAGAUGAAGCUGGCCCAAAGCACAAGCCUACCAAUGUAUUUGAUUUUCCUGAUAAUUCUGGGAUCUCAAGCAUCGGCAGGCUGGGUGAAAAUGAGAAAGAUGAAGAACCCUAUGAAAGCUUUGACCCUCCUUUACACAGCACUGCUAUAUAUGCUGAUGAGGAAGAAUUCUCCAAGCACUGUGGGUCAUCUCUCCCCUCAACUCCUCAAGGAAAAGAAGCAAAAAGAAGUUCGGACACUUCUGACAUUGAAGCAAGUGAAAAUGAGUCUGUAAAAAUUAGUGCAAAAAAGCCAAGAAGAAAAUUCAAGCCCAUUAGUGAUGAAUCUGAAAGCACUGAAGAAAGUGAUGUAAGAAGAAAAGUUAAACCAGCAGAGAACUUAAGUACACAACCUGAAGCUGUUUCAGCUACAGCAUCUUCAGAACCUUCAGAGAAACCAGCUGAAUCGGUCACACUUAAAAAGGUGGGACCCCUUGGUGCCAAGCCCUCUGUUGAAAAAGAGACCCUGGAAACAGAAAGUCAACUGAAAACUCAGAAAAAGAAGAUGUUUCGUGGCAAAAGGAAGAAACCAAGAAGUGAAGCCACAGACUUGGAUACUUCCGACUGUGUACCUAUUUGGUGUUUAAAAGAAAAGAAAACCAGUGACAUCAUGGAGUUAGAUGUCGUUUUGUCUGCAUUUGAGAACAUCCUCCUAGAGUAUAAACAAAAAACAGACUCUAGAAUUUGUAAGGAAGCCAUCAACAAAUUUCAUUCUAAUUUGAAAGAAGAACUCAUCAAAAUGCUUAAAGAAAUCCAGAUGUUGAAAACUCUGAAAAGGAAGAACACUAAGAUGAUCUCAGAUAUCGAAAAGAAAAGGCAACGUUUGAUUGAAGUCCAGGAUGAACUGCUUCGGUUAGAACCAGAGCUGAAACAACUACGAAUAAAGUAUGAUGAACUUAAGGAGAGAAAAGCUUCCCUUAGGAAUGCAGCAUAUUUCUUGUCUAAUUUAAAACAGCUUCAUCAAGAUUAUUCAGAUAUUCAAGAGGAAGAACCAAAUGUAAAGGAAACGUAUGAUUCAUCCAGCCUUCCAGCUCUGCUAUUCAAAGCAAGACCCCUUUUGGGAGCUGAAAACCAUCUGCAAAAUAUCAACUAUCAAUUAGAGAAGCUCCUUGACCAGAAAUGAGACCAGUCUACUAAAGUGUGCACAUAUAAAGAUUAGUCUCAUGCUACUGCCUGUUACCUUCUGAAACUGUA